Messenger RNA from Talpa occidentalis (Iberian mole), 937 nucleotides. Its product is annotated as 5'(3')-deoxyribonucleotidase, mitochondrial-like. Gene Ontology annotation, biological process: pyrimidine deoxyribonucleotide catabolic process. The record is from RefSeq and is a predicted model, not a curated record. The transcript is spliced from 2 exons. Gene Ontology annotation, molecular function: 5'-nucleotidase activity. Lineage: Eukaryota; Metazoa; Chordata; Mammalia; Eulipotyphla; Talpidae. Bases 1 to 375 code for a protein of 124 amino acids.
AUGAUCCGGCUGGGCGGCUGGUGUGCGCGGCGGCCCCGCGGCACGGCGACCCCGGCGGGGCGGCGCUGGCAGUCCGGGGGCCCGGCGGGCCAGGGGCGCAGCCGCGCCCUGCGGGUGCUGGUGGACAUGGACGGCGUGCUCGCCGAUUUCGAAGGCGGUUUCCUCAGGAAGUUCCGCGCGCGUUUCCCCGACCUGCCCUUCAUCGCGCUGGAGGACCGGCGCGGCUUCUGGGUGUCAGAACAGUACCGCAGCCUGGGGCCCGAGCUGAGGGAGAAAGCCAUCAGCAUUUGGGAAUCGAAGAAUUUCUUUUUUGACCUUGAGCCUCUCCCAGGGGCUGUGGAGGCUCUGAAGCAGAUGGCCAGUCUGGAGAAGUAAGUGUGUCUUCAAGCCCAGUGUCUGUACCUUCUUCCUGCCGUCACCUCUUUGGCUUCUGUCCCCUCGCUCUGCCUCCUUUCCUUCUCUCUUGUCAUCCCCUGCACAAGGUCAUGCUUGUUUCAUUGUGUCUGGAGCUGGUAGAAACCUAACGGAACAAAACAGAUUCCCUGUAUAUUUCUGUCAAGAUGGUUAGAUCCAGUAAUGAGAAAAGAUGCCUAUUGACCUGGUUCACUGGGUGUUCAGAGUUCAUUUCAUCUGAGAACUGGCCCUAUUAGCUACUGCUGGGCAACAGUGUAAAGGAAUGAGCAAGAGAUGGUCCUCAUGAAGCUUACAGUCUAGCCAGAGAGCAUACGUGAAGGUAACACAAGCGAAGGUGAUCACAGAUUGAGGUCGGUGCUGAAAAGAAAAGAGUGUAGAGGAGACCUAAUGAGACAGGGUGGUUAAAGAGGCAGGAGUAUUGUGGGAGAUACUUAUUUUGUUCUAGUGAAAUGAUUGAUUCUGUGACUGAAACCCCACUCUGUAACCUUGACCCACUGCCCACUGAAGUCCACUAGCAGUUAUA